UAUUUCUCCUAUUCAUGGGUAUGAAUGAUAUUAAUGACAAAUCAAUUAAUCAUGAAAGAGGUAUAGAUGCUCGUAAAUCAGCCGAAGAAAUGGACGAGCAACGUCAAAAGACGCUUGCUUACGAGUAUCUCUGUCAUCUAGAAGAGGCAAAGAAAUGGAUGGAGGCGUGUCUCAGGGAAACGCUUCCUCCUACGACCGAAUUGGAAGAGAAUUUACGGAACGGAGUAUACCUGGCAAAACUUGCACAUUUUAUGGCGCCGGAAACCUUGCCUCUGAAUAAAAUUUAUGACAUCGAACAGAAGCGUUACGGGACAGCUGGCUUACAAUUUCGUCACACGGACAACAUUAAUCAUUUUUUAAAGUCCCUAAAAUCUAUGCAACUUCCCCUAACCUUUCAGCCAGAGACUACCGACAUCUACGAUAAAAAAAAUAUGCCUCGUGUGAUAUAUUGCAUUCACGCGCUCAGCACUCAUUUAUUUAAACUUGGAAAAGCCCCACAGAUUCAGGACUUGUAUGGAAAAGUGAAUUUUACUGACGAGGAAAUCAAUGCUGUCAGUAAAGAGCUGAAAAAAUAUGGAAUUCAGAUGCCUUCCUUUCAAAAAAUUGGGGGCUUGCUGGCGAAUAGCAUGGAGACCGAUGCUGCAACGCUUCAUGCUGCGGUUAUAGCAAUUAAUCAAGCCAUUACAAAAAAAGAUUACGGGAAAACAUUAACUGCGCUUCAAAACAAAGUAGUACAAUUGAAUAAUGUUGUGCCGCUCUAUAUAAAAGAGUACAGUGAUGUUUUAACAGAAGCAAAAGAUUCUAAAGCAGAGGCUGCGCUUAAUAGAUCUUUGAACGACAGCUAUAUACCAGACGUAUACGACGAACUAUUAACUCAAGCAGAAAUUCAGGGACAUAUCAAUUACGUAAAUCUUCAAUGCGCAAUGGAAAGCUUAACUCGAUCAAUUCGUUAUAAAAAUAAUCAAUUUAUGGAUACGUUAAAAUCACCUACUUUAUGCUUACAAAACAUUCUACAUGAGAAUGCAGAAUUUUAUAAAGAACAAUUAUUGCAACUGCUGGAAAGCCCUGAAUGGAACAAUACUUAUUCAGAAAGCAAUCAUCACUGGAGACAAUUGCUUCAAAAUGGAAUUAAUAAGGGGAACGAAAUAGCACUUACAAACCGAACACGCGAGGAAGGUGUUAAAUUCUUAAAUGUAACAUUGCAAACCGGCGUACAGAGUGAAUUUUAUGAUGCUCUGAGAAAUCCCAGUCUUGGAUUAUGCGAUAAAAUCGAGGAAUUUGCAAUGCCAUUAUAUUACGAAGAAAUGAAUGCAGAUCGUAUGGAAUCUCAGAAAACCCUUUCGUACAACGAUAUAAUAGUUAGCGUACGUGUACUCUCGUUAAUCGCCGAAAUCAGCAAGGCAGUGGACACUGGAAAUCCGGAUUUAGUUUAUCAGUCACUGACAAAUCCAAAUUGCCACGUCUCUGAUUUGGAUCAUGAGAAUAAGGUAAAAUAUUGUAGAGCACUGGCGGCGGUUCGAUGUGAAAAGCAAGCGAUUGCUGAAGAAUGUCCUCUGUUAACAUAUAUCGAUAUCCAAGAAUGUAUCGAUGUUGUGAAUCAACAGUGUCAAAAUAACGACGAUGUGAUACAAGUAUUGCGUAAGUUAAAUUUCGCUGUUGACAAUAACGAUCGAAACGCAGUUAUAACUGCUUUGAGGGAUACUUCUUUGAAACUACUAAAGCCUACUUCACCCGAAGACGCAUCCCUUUAUCUGAAAUUAUUUAAAAAAUGUCUUGCUGAAAAACAUUUGGAUGGAUCCGAGUUAUGGUUGGAGGACGUAGAAGCCGUAUCGAAAAUCGUUGCUGCGGAAGCUGAAACAGUCCAACACGCGUGCACGUUUUUGGCACAGGUGAAUUUGGGUUUACAGCGAAACGAUAUGCUAUUCACGAUCGAUUGUCUGCAAACUUUUGGCUUGAAAAUACCAGAAAAAUAUAAGACUGAAUGUUUUCAAAGUCUGUGCAACGUGAGAACAAAGAAGGGUAAAAAUUACAAUUGCGCGCUUGUUCGUUUUAUUACUCCAAAAGGUAACGAAUCAUAUUUGGACUUGGAGAAGUUUAAUUACACAUGGGAUUGUCCAAAACAUAUAUCGGAAUCAUAUUACGUUAAUGUGGAAGACAUAAAGAAAAUAGUAAAAAAUACCACGAUAAAAGAACACGAGGAACAUAAGAUAAACAAACAAAUAAUCCGAUGGCAAGCUUGUAUUCGAGGAUAUUUAUUACGAAAACGAAUUUCCGAUAGAUUCUCAUACUUUUAUAGAAACGUAGAUAAAAUAAUUUUUAUACAGUCGUGGUGGCGUGGUAUAGUUAAGCGAAAACGUUAUUUGAAGUUGCUAGAGGAGAGACGAGAACAAGAUACAGAGAGAUAUAAAAAUAAAUAUUUAAAAGUUAAAGCGAAAUUUGCUGAUGUAUUGGAUCGUUAUAGGAAACAGGAGGAAAACAUUAUAAAAAUACAAGCUUUAUGGCGUGGUCGUGCCGAAAGACGAGCCUUCCAUUCGUUGCUGUAUUUAGAGAAACCACCUUUUCCUGUUGUUCGUCACUUUUCUGCAAUUCUAAAUUUCAACGCGGAGGAUUACGACAGAGACUUGCAGUUACAACACCUGAAGCACGAAGUAGUGCAAAGUAUACGACACAAUCAGACCUUGUCGCAACAAUUGGAUAGCAUGGACAUAAAAAUCGGAUUGCUCAUUCAGAACAGAAUUACGUUACAAGAUGUCGUGGCGCAUGGGAAGAGUUUAGAAACGCUCGCGAAACAGAAACAUUCCAACAGGGAGCAAAAAAGCAUUUUAUCGGACGGUGUAAUUUCUCAUAAAGGGUUGAAAUCAUUAACGAAGGAGGGACGAAAAAUGUUAGAGGGAUAUCAACAUUUGUUUUACGCGUUGCAAACUAAUCCGUCGUACUUGUCGAAAUUAUUAUUUCUUUUGCCUCAAAGUAAAACGAACAAGUUUCUUCAAAAUGUGAUUUUAACAUUGUUCAACUUUGGAUCAAAUAUCAGAGAAGAAUAUUUAUUAUUGAAGCUAUUUGGAAGCGCGCUGCAAGAAGAAAUCAGGUCCAAGUUUCAAAAACCAUCCGAGGUUGUAACCGGGAAUCCACUGGUGUUGAAAAUGGUAGUAAACUAUGCACGACAAUUGAACGGUCAAAGAGCUUUGAGGCAAAUUGUUGGGCCAAUUAUCGAGAAAAUAUUAGCCGAUCGAACACUGAACAUAGAAACAAAUCCAAUUGAUAUUUAUAAGUGUUGGAGGAAUCAAUUAGAAAUGGAGACGGGAGAAACACUAGAUCUUCCAUACACGGUGACGCAACAGCAAGCUUUGAACUACGAACAAGUACAAAAACGACUAAACAGGGGCAUACAAUUGUUGCAAAGUACCGUUUUAGAAUUCCUAAAUAAAAUCACGGAAUCUCGUGAUCUGAUACCGUAUGGAAUGUUGUACAUGGCAAAGAUUUUAAACGAUUCAUUGAUCGAGAAAUUCCCUAAUGCUCCGGAGAAAGACAUACUGAAAGUGGUUGGCAAUUUGAUUUACUAUCAUUUUAUUAAUGCGGCUAUCGUAGCCCCGGACGCCUUUGACAUAAUCACAUUACCAAUCGACAGAUCAUUAUCGAACGAUCAACGACGAAAUUUAGCCAGCAUUGCAAAAAUAUUGCAGUUCGCCGCUUCCAAAAAAGGGUUCGGCGAGGAAGCGUCGCAUUUGUUCUGUUUGAAUUCGUUCAUAAUCGAGUGCCACGAAAAGUUCAAACAAUUCUUCAGAUACUGUUGCCAGAUUGAGGAUUUGGAGGAGCAUUUUUCUAUUCACGAAUAUACCGAGGCCACGCUCAUUCACAAGCCUGAGAUUUACAUUUCGUUACAAGAAAUUUGUGACACCCACUGUCUCAUGUUGGAGUAUCAGGAUCAAAUUGCACCAGAUCCAAUGGAUCCGUUGCACGAUCUAUUAGAUGAUUUAGGUCCAGCGCCAACUGUUGCAUCUUUGCUCGGAAUCUCUGAUCGGACAUGCGAGUCGAAUUUAGUAAGGUACGGGAAAACUGAAGUGUGUCUGGUACUUACUAACAAAUUUCAAGUACCUGAGAACGAAGACGCUAAUUUGAACAAGCUUUUUAUUAAGACCAAGGAGUUAUUGGUGUCUGUACUUCAAUUCUUAAAAGGUCAAACGUUAGUAGAGGCAUUGGAAACGUUAUGUUCUCCUGUCCAAGAAAAACUGUACGAUGUAAAAUGUACCAGUAUAUCGCCUACUUUGAACGUUAUUCACAAAAGCUCGUCUUUGAACGAUUGUAAGCAUCAACUGCGCGCGUAUCUCAAUAAACUUGAAUUGGGAGGAUGGGUCAGUCAGGCAGACGGAUAUCAAAAUAUCAUAACAGCGGUGGCCAAAGAUCUUUGUAACAAAGGGAAGUAUCGAAUUAUUCGAAACAAGGAGCUGCAGACCUUGCAUUUAACCAAACAGAGAUUGGAAGAAAAAUCCAAGUAUUAUCAAGAACAGGUGGAGUUUUAUAACGAAUAUAUACAAAGAUGUUUGGAAAAUUUACACACAGGGAGAGGAUCUUUGCAAGCGUUCAAGGUGACUCAGAAAAAUAAUCACGGCAAGCUAAGAUCGAAAAUGACGUUGAAAUACUCAGCCGCGAAAUUGCAGGAAAAAGGAGUGCUCUUGGAAGUUGAUGGACUUCCGCAGUCGCAGUUUAAGAACGUUAUUUUUGAGAUAAGUCCAACGGAACAUAGCGGACUUUUUAGCGUACGUUGUAAAUUUAUGGGAGUAGAAAUGGAGAAAGUUGAUAUCGAUAUACAAAAGCUGCUCGAGUUACAAUUCGAAGGCUCACCGAUUAUGGACAUGUUCGGUAAGGCAAAGGUUAACGUGAAUUUGUUGUUGUAUUUAUUGAAUCGAAAGUUCUACGGUAAAACUUGAAGAGGAAAAACGUAAAUAUAUUAUUAGUGGUUAUGACAGUUAUGCGCACUCGUGCAAUGUUUUAU
Molecule: messenger RNA, 4990 nt
Organism: Colletes gigas
Lineage: Eukaryota; Metazoa; Arthropoda; Insecta; Hymenoptera; Colletidae
Product: ras GTPase-activating-like protein IQGAP1
Exons: 26
Coding region: 15-4925 (1636 amino acids)
Biological process (GO): regulation of GTPase activity; regulation of actin cytoskeleton organization
Cellular component (GO): cytoplasm
Molecular function (GO): GTPase activator activity; actin filament binding; calmodulin binding
Source: RefSeq, a predicted model, not a curated record